AUAUUGAUCAGGUCAUUCGUGAAAACUUUCUUCUCGCGUUUGAGGGGACACAGGGCAUCUUCGGUGGCUCGCACUGAUACGUAGACCGGCCAGCCUCCUCCGGGCCGGAGAUGGCGAAGCAGCCUAUAAAGAUCGAUUGGGAGGCGAUUCUUCCUGAGACGCGGGACAACGGCCCGUCUCUGGAGGUCGAAGUGGUCCCCGUGGCGCCGCUGCAAGGUUCGGAGGUCGCGAGUUUCUCUGAUCAUUCGUUGCUGGGACCGAUCCAGCGGGUGAAGAAGCUUCUUGCGUCGGAGGUCGGACAGCGGCUGAGUGACGGCGGCGCCAAGUUGAAGGCAUCGCUGUGUCAGAUGGAGGCGGAACGCGAUCGAAGGAAUCGUGCUCGUGACCCCAAGGAUGCUGGAGGAUGCAGUACAAUCACUCAGUCAAAAAACACAGAAUCCCCUGUUAAGGAUCACAAUGAAAAUCCUAUACAAUCAACGUUUGCUGCUAAGUUUCUAGAGAAGUUAGAAGGGAAGGCAGAUGCUGCAUUUGAUGAGGACUUGAAAGUUAUCAAUCAACGCAAGGACAUUGGUUCUAGGAAAAAUGUGCUUCAGAAGAAUGGAAGAGGGCAUCACUUUAUAAUCACUUCACAAAAAACUAAACAUUCUUCCAAACAAACACCUUUCAAACAUGUUGGCAGAUUUGUUAAGUUGAGCUCCUUGAGUGCUGACCAUGGGGAUCCAUGUUCUUCCAGUCGUCUGAAAGAGAAUUAUUUCAAUUACAAACGAAAGAGGAUGAAUGCUCCAAGCAUUAAGGGUAGGAAUUCAGUGGCAACGAGAUUACAAAAGCAGGUUAGCGAAGUUGUUCUUUUGGAUGAAGAAGAAACUCAUCCUGUACAGCCAACAGAAGAUAACUCUGAUAAUUGGACGGUGGUAAGUGUUUAUUACCCUUCAAGGGAUGAUCCUGAAUCUGUAGAGCUUUCUUACACAGAUAUAGCAUGUCUAGAGCCUAAAUCAUACUUGACAUCUUCCAUAAUGAAUUUUUACAUUCGGUAUCUGCAGAUGCCCCUAUCCUUGGUUGAUAGACCAAAAGGAUACUAUCAUUUUUUCAAUACAUACUUUUACAAGAAACUUGAGGAAGCUAUUUCACCCAAGGCUAGCAAGCAAUGCUUUGAGAAACUGAGGAGAUGGUGGAAAGGUGUUGACAUAUUUCAAAAGUCUUACAUCUUCAUUCCUGUUCACCGAGAUAUGCACUGGAGCUUGGUGAUUAUCUGUAUACCUGCAAAAGAAGAUGAAUCAGGUCCAAUUGUCCUUCAUUUGGAUUCACUGGGAAUUCACAAUAGCUAUUUAAUAUUUGAAGUCAUCGAACGCUGCAGAUAUUUGAAAGAGGAAUGGAGUUACAUGAUCCAAAACUCUCCUCCCCAAGAUCCUCCUUUUUCAGAUAAGAUAUGGAAAAACUUUUCACGUAGAGUUGACAGAAAAGUGAUCACGGUUCCCCAGCAGAAGAAUGAAUAUGACUGUGGCCUUUUUGUGCUCUACUUCAUGGAGAAGUUUAUUGAAGAUGCACCUGAAAGAUUUAGAAGGAAAUAUCUCCACUCUAUGUUUGGUAGCAAAUGGUUCAAACCCGAGGAAGCUUCUGGAUUGAGGAGUCGGAUUCGAGGUCUGGUCCUCGAAGUAUUUGGCUGUGCUAUGCAUGAGAAUGAUAAAGCAAAACCACCAGCAUAUUCCUGUGAGCCACCUGAAGACGAUUGUUUGCAAUGAUUUGAUCCCUUCAUUGAACUUGGACUAGUUAGUCAUCUUGAGAAAUUCGACUGUGAACAGCAUCGUAGAGGCUGUAGAUAGUCAUUGGCUAAAGCCGGCAAACUACCAACCUGAAGUACUAGGGACGUUGGUACACCUACCAAAAGUUGGCUCAGCAAAGUAUGAAGUUAAACAAAAUAGUGAAUCCGACCUUGGAUGAAAAUUGAGUUGAAAAUUUGCCGUUUUAAGAGAACCCUUGACAUGCUCCAUCAUCGGAUGAGCUCUCACAUUUGUGAAACGAGGCUCUUUAUCAUGGCGGGAUGUAUAUUCUACUGUCAAUUUUGCACUGUUUUGUUGCUUCACUAUAUGCUUCGUAGAUUGUGAACAGAGAAUUGUGUGCAUGUAUAUAUUCGUCUAGGCUAUGAAGGGUCUCUUCCGUCUAAUUCCUUGAAGAGAUUUUUGUAGCCUCAAUGUUGAUCAGAAUGCUCCUAUCAUCAGAAUACAGCCUUUUGCCUGGUCGUUCAUAGAAGAUGAAAACAUAGCAGAACAAUUAUGCAUGUAAUUACAUUCACAGUUCCAGAGAAAGGAAUACGCAUGGAGAUUAAUGUUUUUAUAUCGUGAUUUAAAUAGAGACAAACAUAGAACAAACUCUAGACGCAUUGCCAUAAA
This is a messenger RNA of Zingiber officinale, 2387 nucleotides long. RefSeq names its product ubiquitin-like-specific protease 1D. Gene Ontology annotation, biological process: proteolysis. The coding region runs from base 111 to 1739 and encodes 542 amino acids. The transcript is spliced from 14 exons. Gene Ontology annotation, molecular function: cysteine-type peptidase activity. The record is from RefSeq and is a predicted model, not a curated record. Lineage: Eukaryota; Viridiplantae; Streptophyta; Magnoliopsida; Zingiberales; Zingiberaceae.